This is a messenger RNA of Caenorhabditis elegans, 1268 nucleotides long. RefSeq names its product C-type lectin domain-containing protein (gene clec-31). Gene Ontology annotation, molecular function: carbohydrate binding. The transcript is spliced from 7 exons. The coding region runs from base 123 to 1229 and encodes 368 amino acids. NCBI's taxonomy places the organism in Eukaryota, Metazoa, Nematoda, Chromadorea, Rhabditida, Rhabditidae. The record is from RefSeq and is marked reviewed.
CAGUCAAUAACGUGACCUUGGACAAGGAACUUCUUAUCAAGAUUCCCACUUCAUGUAAUUUUGACGCCCAACCAACUUAUUUUGAACUCCUUCCUUCUAUACACUUCAGUGUUGUAUGAAGAAUGAAAUUGUCCGUUCAACAUGACUGGAAGCUUGGCCCCUCUAGUUUGAUAGACGAAUCGACUUCACUGGUUUCGAAAAAUCCUCAGCCUCUGUCCACUAGACCUCCACUUUCCAAAAAAUGGAGCCAGUUUCUGAAACAUCAUUGGCUGGCUGUACUGAUCGGAGUCAUCUCUGAAAUUUUAAUUUUGUCUGGUGCUGUGCUGUUGACCUAUUAUCUAGCUAACAAUUCAACUUCUGUUACAGGUAACACGGCUAGUUCUGAUAUUGAUUCAAGUACUGCACUUUCCUUCACAGGAACCAGAUCAGCACCAGCAAACAUCAGUAGUUGCACUUUCGGCUUCACCUACAUUAAUGGUAAAUGUUGGCGACUAUUCACUGAUCCCCAAACACGAGAAAAUGCCGACUCCGCUUGUAUGAGCUACGGAGGUUCAACUCUUGUUUCAAUUAAAAAUGAACAGGAAAAUAAUGCAAUACUUAAUUUUGUGCCAAACAGUGCUGUUGAAAAUCUCUGGACUGGGUUGCAUUGCAAAGCGAAUACUACUUGUAAUUGGGAUCUGGAAAGUCGGUCUACGGAUACUAAUCUUGUCUAUACUAAUUUUGCAAGCGGACUUUCUAGCAAUGAAUGCGUUUAUUUCAUCACUGCUGGAUCAGAAGCUGGAAAAUGGAAAAGUGACUCAUGUAAUCAGACAAUGAGUUUCAUAUGUGAACUACCUUCAACAAUACAUGAUGAUAAUUGUGAUAACAUUUACAACAACCAUUGCUACCUACGCUACGAUUUGUCUUACACUGUUGCUGAAGCUCAAACGUUCUGCAAAACAAAGUGCGCCAACCUAGUUUCAAUCAAUUCGGCCAACGAAAAUCGUUAUGUACAAAGUAUUUACAAUGACACAAACGGAUAUAUUCAACUUGGUGCAAUGCUUCUUUCAUCCGACGACAUAUAUUGGCUGGACGGAUCACUACCGGUCUAUAAUAAUAUUAAACGAACUUUGAAUGGAAAUUGUCUGUUCAUGAGUGUUUCAAAACACCGUCGUGGUUUUUGGUACACUGUCGAAUGCACCCAAAGAUCAUGGUUUCUGUGUAAACGGCCGGCAGGAAUUGUGUGUUGAUUUGAAUGAAUUUUCGAGAAUAAAAUGUUGUAAUAAGAA